GUUCCCAGUAGUAUACAAGUCUAAUCAAAUUGCAAAUUGCCUUUUCAUAGGGGGAAUGGAGAUGGUGACAUGGACACUUUUGUCCAUUCCUUCAAUUCUCAUGUCCUACAGGGCCGGACAAAAAGUGGGGUUGGCGACUGUGGGAGCUUUGACUAGGGAUCUAGCUCAUUAUUUGGUCUAAUAGCACCCACCAACCUGAAGUGCCAAUCAACGCUACAUGGAAUGCAGAUGGUUCCGAUUUAGUGGGUUUUAUGGGACCAUAUUCGCACGAGGUAUUAUAUGCGACCAUUAUAUAUGUUUAAUUAUAGAAGAACCAAUGGCGGCGCACUUCAGCUUUUCCUCUUUCCAUUCAAGAGUAGCGAUCCACGGUCAUUGGUUCUUGCAAGAGCGAUUUGAUCCUUCAGCCGGAAAACCAGGAUCCCGUUCAACGGCUGAACUAAGAAAGAGUGUGUCAAGAACCAGGAUCUACCAGGUCUCAUAUGGAGUGUGCGGGUUCUUUUUGUUUGCAGACAGCCAACCAUACUAGCAAGUGAAUGCCCAAUAGCCAAAUAGCAAUGCCAAUAGCCCCUGCGGAGCACCGACCUAUUUUUCCCACCGACCUUGGUGGGUCAAGGCGAUCGUGGCGAUCGAUUGGUGGGAUCGGUGGACGUGAGACGUUGGUUUCGGGUGGUUACUGCGAUGAUUGGUUGGGGGUCCUUCGCACGGUUUGACAUGUGAACAUCUGUGAACAUAUGCGAACCAUGUACUGCAGUGAAGCAUCAUUUAGUUAAUCUUGACAUGUGAUGUGUUGAGAGCUUGGGGUCCAAGCUUGGCCUCGUUCAACCAGGUUGGCCCGUCAGGGAUCACUGGGCAACCGGCACGGUGGUUCCACCGGUGGCGGGUGGAUGGAGCAUCGAGUGUGUCAUCAAGCUCAAAGAGUGUAGACCUCUCUCUCGCAGUGUUGGUCCUCCAACCUCUGAGCCUCCAAAAGAAUCUAGAUCUUCCAUGCUAUCUUCAAAGUGCCGUAAGAUGCUGUAGUUGACUACUCUUCCUUGCGAAAAGAGGGCCUGCGACCACGGGGGAUGCCCAGUUGACACCUGCCCAGUUAACUACCGCUUCCGCCGCCCUUCCGCUUUGGACCAAAUCCUCGCAGGGGCCCUGCCGUUGACUUCUGCGAUUUGGGCUGUUCUGGCCCUUGGGCCCUGCACUGGCUCCCAUCUAGGUAUCGCGUGGUGGUCUGAGAGUGGCUUGUUGGCUGAGAGUGUCAUGUCUCAUAUGACAGUCUCACACCAGAAGGUUCCGUUGCACUUUAAAAAAAAACUGAAGGUUUAAACACUCUCCAACGGACCAAAGGAGUUCCACUUGUGCAUGGGAAACCUGUAUUUCAAAACGAAAAUAAUUUGUAAUUUGGCACAUCUUGAUUGGGAGCAGUGUAGGUUUGGUUCUCUAUAUACAAUAUUACUUAUUGCUAUAUAUUAUAUAUUAUAUAAUGCACAUAUACUGUACGUAUACAGCACACCAAUCCAUUCCUCAGAAAUUCUUGCGGCCGGUCUAUUUCUUAGGUUUGACCGCAGGGUCAAAGACUCACCUUUCCGGUUUGUGGACGCGAAGAGUGGCGCGCAGCUUCUGGCAUCCUUCAGCUUCUGGCAGUUUAUCCGUCUUUCAUGACUCAUGAUAGUUCAUGAUCAUCCGUUGAAAUCCUUGGAUUUGAGCGGCGAUUGCUUGGCACCCGUCCGCAGCCAACUCUGGCACCCGUGGGUGCUUUUGCCUUCCGGUCUGGCAACAGAAGCUCCCCUGACCCCAGAGUUUUGGUCCAAAGUGAGCCAACCAACACAUCCCAAUCUCGAUGGGAAAGGACUUGGACGAAGCCCUUCCAGAUGAUGACGAGGGGGAUGACUAUGACCGCGAUGAGGACUUUGAUGGAGACUACCAGGGCGAUGAAGCCUUCGAGCUCAAGGGCUCGGAAGACUUGGCCAUGGAGUACGACGUUUUCGGGAAGUAUGUGAAGAGUGCACAAGUGGAGAACGGAAAGCCGGUCUUCUUGGGGCCCAAGACCGAGGGCUCGCGCCCGUCCAUCGCCUUCACAGACACCACGGGCGAUGGGAAGCCCACCUGGUGGGUGUGUAACGCGUCCGGGGGGGAGUGUUUCUACGCCGAGUCGGACACGGACGUGCCUCCGAGGACUGGCUGGCGCACAGAGUACGGCGGUGAACUGGAGGUGGUACUGGAAGCCUGUCAGGCAUCGGACGAGAAGAAGGAGUGUCGUUCGCGCUCGCGCAGUCCGCGCGGGAAGUGCCCGUGGUAACUGUUUAUCAACCUGUAGAACAUGCAGUACAUUCGCAUUGUCCGGAAGUUUAUUCUGCCGGAGCCCCAGCAAGUGGGUCAAGAGUUCUUCACGCUCACACUUGGUCAAAAUUGGCGGAGAUCCUAUGAUUGACUUAUAAAACUUGAUGGUUACUGACUGGAUUUGGACUCUGCAAGUCUGAAAGCUAACCCAUUGGAUUUGGCACUUGAAUCCUUCCUUUCCACUGUGCCUCCCGGAGUUUCACGAUGGCUGUGUGGAAUCAACAUCAACAGUGGGCUCAGUGGCUCGCAGAACUGUCUCCUCUUCGACCUCUUGCAGCGGAGCCUCGCAACUCUUGAGGCUCCAUUGGCGGCAGCAAAGCAGCCUAGUUCCACCCACAUGCCGCUUAAUAAGUAGAAACUGCAGAUGUGCGUUAA
Durusdinium trenchii is the source of this 2700-nucleotide messenger RNA. The record is from the annotation of a GenBank genome assembly. NCBI's taxonomy places the organism in Eukaryota, Dinophyceae, Suessiales, Symbiodiniaceae.